GUCUUCAAUUGAUUAAUCAAUUUGAAUGAUAAUAACAUAGAGUUAGUCAAUGAGAUAAUUUGUGGUCAAAUGAAUGCUAAACUCAAACUCAUUUUGACUUCGUUUGUCUUCAUUUUAUUUGUACUCUUCUUCUGUGAAUUUCUUAUUUAUUAUGUUAUGAUAUCAUUGUGUUAUUGGCCGACAAUGUCUUCAUCACACAACCAAUUGGACAGUAAACGGGUCGAGACAAUGGUAUUGUCUGAUACUCAUCUUUUGGGUAGACUUCGUGGUCAUUGGUUUGAUAAACUUCGCCGCGAAUGGCAAAUGAAACGCUCUUUUCAGACAUCGAUGCAUUUAUUGUCACCCGAAGUGGUCAUUAUAUUGGGUGAUGUCUUUGAUGAGGGCCAAUGGGCUUCAGAUACAGACUUUGACACUUACGUGAAUCGAUUUAAUGACAUGUUUGCCAUCAGUCCAGACAAACAUAAGAUGAUUGUUGUGGUCGGCAAUCAUGACAUCGGUUUUCAUUAUUGGACCGAUAAAUAUCUGCGACAACGCUUUGAAAAGGCAUUUAACAGAUCAGAUGUUGAUAUCAUAGAGAUAUCAAAUGGCGUCCAUUUUGUGACAAUUAAUUCAAUAGCACUGGAAGGAGAUAAUUGUUAUCUAUGUGUCGGUGCAGUCGAAAAGAUUAAAUCUUUAGGGAAACAACUGCGCAAAGAUAACAUUCAACCAAUACUUUUGAUGCACUUCCCAUUAUUUCGUGACAAUGAACUUAUAUGCAAGGAAUCCGAUUCUUCAACACUUGAAGACAAAUCUGUUAAAAAUAAGGAACGACUCGAUUGUMUAUCGAGAGAAGCGACAGAUUUUGUAUUAAAUGAAUUGAAUCCAAGAUUAGUUCUGACGGGUCAUUCGCACCAUAGCUGUGUUGUUGUACAUGAAUGGGACAAACCUAAUGUCAAGCGAGUGGUUGAGUGGACAGUGGCGUCAUUCAGUUGGCGUAACAUAAAGACUCCGAGUUUCUUAUUACUGACACUAACAUCAAAUCACUAUUCCAUCUCUAAGUGCUUUCUUCCCAAUGAAAACAUUGUUUUUCUUAUAUAUUUAAUUUGCUUUUUAUUUUUAAUUAUUCAUAACAUUCGCUGCUUUUUAAUCAACUAUUUUACAGCUAAACAUAAGUCAAAUUAA
Molecule: messenger RNA, 1161 nt
Organism: Oppia nitens
Lineage: Eukaryota; Metazoa; Arthropoda; Arachnida; Sarcoptiformes; Oppiidae
Product: metallophosphoesterase 1-like
Exons: 1
Coding region: 70-1161 (363 amino acids)
Biological process (GO): GPI anchor biosynthetic process
Molecular function (GO): hydrolase activity
Source: RefSeq, a predicted model, not a curated record